Cicer arietinum (chickpea) is the source of this 994-nucleotide messenger RNA. RefSeq names its product VQ motif-containing protein 11. The record is from RefSeq and is a predicted model, not a curated record. NCBI's taxonomy places the organism in Eukaryota, Viridiplantae, Streptophyta, Magnoliopsida, Fabales, Fabaceae.
AAAGCAAACCAACAACACACUUCCCCAUUCCUCAAACAAAUCUCUCUCUCUCUCUCUCUCUCUCUCCAUAAAACCCACCCUUUCAUUCCUUUCUUCCCGCUUCCUCUCUUCAAUAACCACCCCACUACACAUCUCUCUCUCUCUCUCUCUACAAACAUGCAAUCACCAACAUAUGGAUCCGACCAAACACAACAAACAACACCAAACACAACAUUCGUACAAGCCGACCCAUCAAAUUUUCGAUCGGUUGUACAAAAACUAACCGGAGCAUCACAAGACCCAUCAGCCCAAAAACUCCCACUAACUCUCCCAUCUCGUUUAACGGCCCAAGCCCACCGUCCACCACCACCAACAGAAACAAUAAUGGGCCCAAAAAAGCCCAAUUUUAAACUCCACGAACGCCGCUCCAAAAAAUUACAACUUAAUGUUUCGGAAACACCCACGAUGAUGUUCCACAACAACAACAACAUAAUGAUGAUGAUGAUGAUGAAUAAUAACAACAACAUUAAUCGAAGUGUUGUUAUGGCUUCACCUGUUUCUCCAUUGGAAUUUUACUAUGGAAAUGGUCCAAUAUCACCCUAUGAAGAAGUUGAAGAAAAAGAUGAAGAAAAAGUUAUAGCUGAAAAAGGUUUCUAUUUGCACCCCUCUCCUAGAGCUUCUACACCUCCUGAACUAUUGCCACUUUUUCCUUUGCAUUCUCCUUCAUCUCAACCUUCUUCUUCUUAAUUAUUACUCUUUCUUUUCUUUCUAUUGUUGUUUUUAUUAUUAUUAUUAUUACUCCAUUAAUGUUUUUUUUUGGUGGGAGUUGAUUUCUUUUUUUUUUUUUUAAUGUUUUUUUUUUGCUAUAUUAAUUAAUUAAUUAACUAAUUUUUUUUUCUCUUUUUAAUUUGGUGUUUUUUUUCCUUUAAGAGAGAGAUGUACUUUAUCAUUGUGUGUGUCAGUGUGUGUAGCUGUACUGUGAAUAAAUACUAUUCUGUUGAUUCUGCCUUGACAA